UCAUACCGGACUGACGCUGAACUACAUGUACAGUCAUAGCGGGGUGACUGCUGAACUACAUGUACAGACAUAGCGGGGUGACUGCUGAACUACAUGUACAGACAUAGCGGGGUGACUGCUGAGAUACAGGUGAGAUCAUACUGGACUGACUGCUGAACUACAUGUACAGACAUAGCGGGGUGACUGCUGAACUACAUGUACAGACAUAGCGGGGUGACUGCUGAGAUACAGGAAAAAUGGCGCCUGGGAAGCGACUCCUGAACCUGGAGACCAUGAACCAGGCAGUCCUCCAUGUGAGGGUCCCAGUUCAGGGGUCAGUGUCAGCCCGAGCGGUGGAGAUGCAGAAGGAGAUCAAUCAGGGGAUUAUCAAGCCAUUCCGGAGCAUCACAAAGUGCCAUUAUGCGGACCCGCAGGCCAUGGGGCAUAAACCACGCACCUUCCUGAGACAGGUGGUCGCUCUGUGUACAUACCCGGACCUGCUGGACACUGAUCACUUUGCAGAGGACGCUAAGCAUCGGGCACGGGAGAUCUUGAAGAAGUUGGAUAAUGGAUCAGUGGGCAGCUACAAUCCAAAUUUCAUCGGUCGGGUUAUGCCCCCCAAGAUCGCCAAGUUCAUCGAACAGAGAGACGGCGGAGUCCCCAGUGACCCCCGGCAUAUUAUAGUGACCGGGGGGACAUCGAAGGCCGUUCUGAACGUGUUGGCACUGGUGGUGAAUGAAGAGGAGCCGCUGAAGACGGGCAUUGUGGUCCCCGUGCCGCACUAUCCGCUCUAUUCAGACGCCAUUGCGCUGUUUGGUGCCACAAAGGUGGAGUAUGUCCUGGACGAGGAGCACGGAUGGGCGGUGAAUGUGGACCGUAUUCGGGAAUCUCUCAGAACGGCCCGGAAACACUGCAACCCAAAAGUCCUGUGUGUCCUCAACCCCGGGAAUCCCACCGGACAUGUACUGAGCAGAGACAACAUCGAGGAGAUCAUUAGAUUGGCUGCUGAAGAGAAUCUGCUGCUUUUUGCUGAUGAGGUAUAUCAGGAGAACGUCUUCGCCCCAGGAUCUGUUUUUCAUUCCCUAAAGAAAGUUCUGUUUGAAAUGGGGCCGGAGUAUUCCGAUCGGGUUCAGCUGGUGUCCAUCUACUCCAUCUCCAAGGGGAUCAGCGGAGAGUGCGGCCUCCGGUCUGGCUACAUUGAGUUUGUUAACGUGGAGCAAGCCGUGUUUAGGCACUUCGAUAUCCUGAAAUCUUUUGACAUUCCCUCCAUCAUUGCUGUGCUGGCCCUGGAGGUUCUGGUGGACCCCCCACAGCCUGGAGACCCCUCGUAUGAGACUUUCCAAGCGGAGGCACAGAAUCGGCUAAGCUCUCAGCUGGAAAAGGCCCGACUGGCAGAGGAAAUGCUAAACCGGGACCCAGGAAUCCGCUGCAGCCCCAUACAGGGGGCCCUCUACGCGUUUCCCUGUAUCCAGAUCCCGGAGAGAGCCAUCAGCCUGGCACAGGAACAGGGACAGGCGCCCGAUGUAUUCUUCUGCCACCUUCUCCUGGAGGAGACCGGCAUCUUGGUGGACGGGACCAGCUUUGGCCAAGAGAAAGGGACUUCCCACUUUAGGAUCUCUCUGCUCCACCCUCUGGAGGAACUAAAAUCCAUCCUGGAAAAGAUCGUAGAAUUCCACAAAAAAUUUCACCGGGAAUAUUCCUGAGCCGAUCUUCCUGAAUCCUCAUCACAUAGAAAGUCCCAGUAUUAAUAGUCAUGUAGCUGGAUUCAGAUACAAUAGUGUAUCUAUCGGCGGGCGUAACGUACCUCAGAUAAGUU
Messenger RNA from Rana temporaria (common frog), 1795 nucleotides. RefSeq names its product alanine aminotransferase 2-like. Lineage: Eukaryota; Metazoa; Chordata; Amphibia; Anura; Ranidae. Gene Ontology annotation, biological process: biosynthetic process. Gene Ontology annotation, molecular function: pyridoxal phosphate binding; L-alanine:2-oxoglutarate transaminase activity. The transcript is spliced from 12 exons. The record is from RefSeq and is a predicted model, not a curated record. Bases 237 to 1682 code for a protein of 481 amino acids.